AUGACCAGUUUUGGCAAUGAACAGGUACUAUUUCAGAAGCCAAAACAUGGCUCGAAUGAGGUUGGGAAUAUGACGGUAACAGGAGAGUCUUUACUGAUGAUAAUGGCAGCGUCUGGAAUGCAUGAUGAGUAUUCAGAUUUAGAGGAUUCCAGUGAUGAUGUUAAUGUUAAUGUACAUGAUGAUGAUGAUGGUGAUGACGUUGUGGAGUCAGAACGACGCGAGUUGUUAGAUACAGAUAUUCCCAACUCUUCAAUCUACUCCCGUUAUGGAAUCGGGGCGAAAUUGUUAAUGAGAAUGGGGUACCAAGAAGGUAAAGGAUUAGGAUCUAAUCAAACAGGUAUCGUCAAUCCCAUUGAAUCAAUAGGAACAAAAGGCCGGUCAGGUGUAGGGUUUGAAAAUCCAAUGCGCGUUAAAGACCAAGCUGUAGCUGAUUUGAGCUUGGAUGCAAAGAAGGAUAGUUUUGGAAUCAAGUUGGAAAGAUUAAAAUCAAAGGUUUUUGAUGUGAUGUUUAAAUUGGAGAAAAUUGACGCACCAAUUCCCCAUCAGCUACAGAUCUGGUUGAGAGAUGUAAAAGAGGGAAAUGAGACUGACAUUGACUUGAUUGAAAAUAUCUAUAAACAGCUAAUCACAGUACUGGAAAAUUUAACCAUUUUUAAUCAAAGAGAAAAAUUGUUAGACUACGAGUUGCAGCAAGUGGAUGACAGCGAUAUAGACAGUCUCAUUCUACAGUUGUCCUCUACACGUGAUUUGGUGAAGCUGUGGUCAUUGUCCACUAAAAUUGAAAAUUUAUCUAUAGAUCAAGUAUUGGAGCAGUUGACAACACUGGAUAUGAAGGAUACAUAUAUCUCGGAAUCUGUGUUUUUGAGCAUAUUGAAGCCAAGGCUUGACAGGUUAUUAGGUGUUGAAUUGUCUUCAUUAGAAGAGCAAGAGAAGCUUGUUGUUCCAGCUCUUUGUGAUUUGUCGCAACUGUGUAGCAAGUUUACAAUUGACGCAGAUAAACUUUGUCAGUUUGAUUCGUUUUUGUUCAAGCAAUACUCCAAACAGAUUGUGGAGUUGUUGAAAAGAGGGCAAAAUUCAAAAGGGUUUGACGGUGAGGAAGUAGAAAUGGUGAUAACUACUGUACUAUCCUUAUGGAUGAGAAACCCGGUUUUUGUUAAUUCCAAAAUCGUGUUUGGCUUAUUAUUGAAAGAAAUAUUUAUAGAUCAUAUUAUGGCAAUGAUCAAUACCUGGGAUGUAGGAUCAAAGAACUUACUAAGUAUUACAGUGCAGGAUUAUUUGACUCUUUUUUCCAAUCCAGAUACUAUGAUGAGCUUGCAUAAGAUUUACGAAGCAUUUUGUUUGAAAAUCAGAAAGCAUAUUGAUUAUGAAAAUCCAAGCUCGGUGUGGUUUUGUCUAUCGCGGGACUACCACAGAAUUAUACCUCAAAUAAAGCUGAUACUUGAAAUAUGGAUACCAGAGAUAUCGCUUUAUGAACAAAAGCAAGGGGAGUCUCUUUUACGAUUAUUUGAGAAAUCUUUUGUCAACUGGAUUGCACAAAGUGAUUUGGACAAUGAACUGAUAUUUGAUAUUAUAUUUCUAAUCUGUGAAGUAACCGUUUCCAUGUGCGAGUCAACUUUAGCGAUAUUGAUGUAUAUGGUUUUCAAUACCUGGAUUGGAAAACUAAUACUGGUGUACAAUAGAAAUCCUCAAAAUGUGCCUGAAUGGUAUUCAAGGUGGUACAGUUACUUUUGUUCCAAAUGGAAUACAGUAGAUACAACAAUCCAGGAAAUAAUCUCUUGGUACUUGACAAAGGGGUUGACUAUAAUUCAGUCCAACUUUGAUGCUGCUGUAUGUGACGAGCUUCCGAUGCUUGGUGGACUUAGGCACCCUAAUACAGACCAAUUCUUUUUUAAGGAUACUAUCACCACUAACGCGCAUGGCAUACCAUUACAUCAACUCCUUACCACCUUCAAGGAUAUUGUUUUUGAGUAUUGCUCAAACAAAGAAAUCAUGGUCAAAAUUUUAAAGGACAAAGUCCAUCGAAAUAGCGGGUCUCAAAUCAUUGAAUUUAGUGCCAAUAGUAGGACUAUUUAUGGGUACAUUGACGAUGACGUGCUUUGGGUUUGUACUACAGAAGAAUUUGAAGACGGGGAAUACGAGCCAAUCUUGCUACCUCAAUUGGCUCGUAAUCUCCAUCUUUGA
Messenger RNA from Lodderomyces oxycetoniae, 2181 nucleotides. Its product is annotated as mRNA splicing protein. Gene Ontology annotation, biological process: spliceosomal complex disassembly. Bases 1 to 2181 code for a protein of 726 amino acids. Lineage: Eukaryota; Fungi; Ascomycota; Pichiomycetes; Serinales; Debaryomycetaceae. The record is from RefSeq and is a predicted model, not a curated record. Gene Ontology annotation, molecular function: nucleic acid binding. The transcript has a single exon. Gene Ontology annotation, cellular component: U2-type post-mRNA release spliceosomal complex.